Messenger RNA from Penicillium brasilianum, 885 nucleotides. Lineage: Eukaryota; Fungi; Ascomycota; Eurotiomycetes; Eurotiales; Aspergillaceae. The record is from the annotation of a GenBank genome assembly.
AUGCGGCUCAAAAAAUCACAAAGGGCCGAGUUCUUCGAGGACGACGGUCUCGUCCCCCAAGAGCCCGCACCAGCGCGACUUCCAUCGAAACCUUUUCGACUCCUUGAUUUACCGUCCGAGAUUCGAGAGCGCAUCUACCAUUUCGCCCUGUUCACUCCGGCGCGGAAGAGCGCCCUGAAGAAGAAUGGCACCGUGGGCGCUUCCGCAAAGAAAAGCAAAGCGUUCUCCCCAACGGCACAGCGCAUCGCGUUAUUCUUGACUUCGCGUCGCAUUCACGAUGAGGCCAGCUAUUACUUUUACUCGACGCAAAUUUUUCGGGUCUUCCCAGUCCAGGACUUUGCCCGCAUGCCGACCGUCCGUCAACUGCCUCGUCGCCACCGCUCCUCUGUGACUACAAUCGAGUUGAUUCUGGGAAAUAGCUGGACUGCGCCACCGAAAACAUGGACGGUCAACCAGGGCUUGGGUCUGCACGACAUGGUCCUCACGCGCACGCUGAGGGUGUUUAUUGAAUGCGAUCCCUCGCAGCCGAUCUUUGAGGGUUUCCGUGUCUCCAAGGAAUACUACACCGAAUUUGCAGGGCGACUGAUGCGACAGAUCUUGGAACGACUGCCAGGUCUGGUCCAGGUCGAAUUCGACGCUUACCCGUCAGUCCAUAAAAAUGGGUCUUUGAUGACCCGGUUAUUGCAAGAGACUCGACAUUUCCAGAAGAGAGUUCUAUGGGGCCCAGAGAGAGGCUGGGUAGAUGGGGAAGACGACUACGACGAUCCGGAGGAGGACCCGACAGAUGCGGCUAUAGAUGGCCUGCGUGCCUCUCAUCCCGGGGUUGAUGUUUUGGCCGACUCGUUGCAGCUCGUGAGUUUGGAAACGGAAACGGUGGCUGCUUAA